Messenger RNA from Arabidopsis arenosa, 2769 nucleotides. NCBI's taxonomy places the organism in Eukaryota, Viridiplantae, Streptophyta, Magnoliopsida, Brassicales, Brassicaceae. The record is from the annotation of a GenBank genome assembly.
ACACGAGUCAUAUUUACCUUUUUGCCACAACAAUCAUGGCGGCGACGGCGGUGGUCUGGCAACCCCGAGACGAUGGUCUCGCUGAGAUCUGUUCUCUUCUCGAACAACAGAUUUCUCCUUCCUCCGUCGUUGACAAGUCUCAGAUUUGGAAGCAGCUUCAACACUUCUCUCAGUUCCCUGAUUUCAACAACUAUCUCGUCUUCAUCCUCGUUCGCGCUGAGGGAAAGUCCGUAGAGGUUCGUCAAGCUGCUGGAUUGCUUCUGAAAAAUAAUUUGAGGGGUGCUUAUCCAUCCAUGGCUCAAGAAAACCAAAAAUAUAUCAAGUCGGAGUUACUGCCUUGUCUUGGAGCAGCGGACAGGAAUAUACGGACUACUGUUGGAACUAUCAUCAGUGUUAUUGUUAAUAUAGAGGGAGUUUCUGGAUGGCAUGAGCUUUUGCCGGCUCUUGUUACUUGUUUAGACAGUAAUGACCUCAAUCAUAUGGAUGGUGCCAUGGAUGCAUUGUCAAAGAUUUGUGAGGAUAUCCCGCAUGUCUUGGAUACAGAAGUGCCUGGCUUAACAGAACGCCCUAUCAACAUUUUCCUGCCUAGGCUAUUUCAGUUUUUUCAGUCACCCCAUGCUUCACUGAGGAAACUUGCCUUGGGUUCUGUGAACCAAUAUAUCAUAAUCAUGCCUGCUGCUUUGUACAAUUCCAUGGAUAAGUACCUUCAGGGGUUGUUUGUCCUCGCAAAUGAUCCUGUAGCAGAAGUCAGAAAAUUGGUCUGCGCAGCAUUUGUGCAUCUCACAGAAGUACUCCCCUCAUCCAUAGAGCCGUAUCUCAGGAAUGUCAUGGAAUACAUGUUACAAGUUAACAAUGACCCUGACGAAGAAGUGUGUCUCGAAGCUUGUGAAUUUUGGUCUGCAUACUGUGACGCCCAGCUGCCGCCAGAGAACCUGAAAGAGUUUCUGCCAGGCCUAAUUCCAGUGUUGCUCGCAAACAUGGCUUAUGCAGAUGACGACGAGUCACUUUUGGAUGCAGAGGAAGAUGAGUCGCAACCAGACAGAGAUCAGGAUUUGAAACCUCGUUUUCAUACAUCAAGACUUCAUGGAUCAGAAGAUUUUGAUGAUGAUGAUGAUGACUCGUUUAACGUGUGGAAUUUAAGAAAGUGUAGUGCAGCAGCUAUUGACAUUCUCUCUAAUGUAUUUGGAGAUGAAAUCCUUCCAGCAAUCAUGCCCCUAAUUCAGACAAAUUUAUCAGCCUCUGGUGAUGACGCCUGGAAACAAAGGGAAGCUGCUGUUUUGGCUCUCGGGGCUAUUUCUGAAGGCUGCAUGAAUGGUCUUUACCCUCAUUUGUCUGAGGCAAAUGAUAAAUUCCCGCUCAUACGAAGCAUAUCUUGCUGGACGCUUUCUCGAUUUGGCAAGUAUCUUAUCCAGGAAAGUGGCAAUCCGAAGGGUUAUGAACAAUUUGAGAAAGUUCUUAUGGGUCUUCUCCGCAGACUCUUGGAUACGAACAAGCGGGUCCAGGAGGCUGCCUGUUCAGCUUUUGCAACUGUUGAAGAGGAUGCUGCCGAAGAGUUAGUGCCACACCUGGGGGUAAUACUGCAGCAUCUGAUGUGCGCUUUUGGAAAGUAUCAGAGACGGAACUUAAGAAUUGUUUAUGAUGCUAUUGGAACACUGGCAGAUUCAGUUAGAGGAGAGUUGAACAAGCCUGCUUAUCUUGAGAUUCUGAUGCCCCCACUGGUUGCAAAGUGGCAACAGCUUUCCAAUUCAGAUAAAGAUCUAUUUCCAUUGCUAGAGUGCUUCACAUCCAUUUCUCAGGCCUUAGGUGUAGGAUUUGCUCCAUUUGCUCAGCCUGUUUUCCAGAGAUGCAUGGAUAUCAUCCAAUUGCAGCAGCUGGCUAAGGUUGAUCCUUCUUCUGCUGGGGCUCAGUAUGACAGAGAAUUCAUUGUUUGUUCUCUUGAUUUGCUUUCUGGACUUGCUGAAGGGCUUGGCAGUGGGAUAGAGUCUCUGGUUUCACAAAGUAACCUAAGGGAUCUGCUUCUCAAUUGUUGCAUUGAUGAAGCUCCUGAUGUCAGACAAAGUGCUUUUGCCCUAAUGGGUGAUCUCGCAAGAGUAUUCCCGGUCUAUCUACAACCCCGCCUGCUUGAUUUCCUUGAAAUUGCAAGCCAGCAACUGAGUGCAAACCUCAAUAGAGAAAACCUUUCUGUCGCAAAUAAUGCUUGUUGGGCCAUUGGAGAAUUAGCGGUCAAGGUUCGUCAAGAAGUCUCACCAAUUGUGGCCAAAGUUGUCUCUUCCCUAGGCCUGAUUCUUCAACAUGGAGAGGGUGUCAAUAAGGCACUAGUUGAGAACAGUGCAAUUACCCUUGGGAGACUAGCAUGGAUACGUCCAGACCUCGUUGCACCACACAUGGAGCACUUUAUGAAGCCAUGGUGCAUGGCAUUGUCAAUGGUACGUGAUGACAUUGAGAAAGAAGAUGCAUUUAGAGGAUUAUGUGCAGUGGUUAAAGUGAAUCCAUCAGGAGGUGUCAGCUCACUUGUUUUCAUAUGCCAAGCCAUUGCGAGUUGGCAUGAAAUAAGAAGCGAGGACGUCCAGAACGAAGUCUCCCAAGUACUGAACGGUUAUAAACACAUGCUGGGAAACUCAUGGGCGGAAUGUUUAUCUGCUUUGGAUCCUCCCGUAAAGGAUAGGCUUGCGAGAUAUCAAGUGUAACAUUGAUCGUACACCGGUUUGUAUCAGAGGAAUCUGUUCUAGCUUAUUCAUUGCAAACAACAAAUAGAGUCACAGAGUUUGA